UUUCAAAAUCUCUUCACAUCUUUUAAUCUUCUUUUGCUUUAUAACCUUUUUAUCUAUGCGCUAAAUAAUCAAAGCCCAAUCUCGCUACGUCUCACAGCUUCAGACCUACAUGAACAGCGAACUGAUCUUAGCCGUGUUUGUUUUGAUGCUUUACUUUCUCUUAGCCAAAUGGAGGAAGAAACUAAUAGACCAAUUUCUUCAUCAUUCUUUACUUCUUCUCCUGUACAUCAACGUACUGAUGGAGGUUUUUUACGAAACACAACUAGUCAAUCACAUAGACAAGCAGUUGCAAGUACAAAAAAUUCUUCAUCUUUGGGGGCUACAGCAAUUUCUUCGUUGUUGAAUCGCUGCAAACAAGUUUUAAAUUGCUUCGCACGUGAUGAACAACGUUGUGGUGGCCAUUUUCCACCUUUACCACAGGAACGUGUUUUUGAAGCAAUUUCAGCAUUGAGAGCAGUUAGUGCACUUAUUGAUGGAUUCUCAAGAAAUCCAACAAGUGUAUUAUAUUCACAUUUGGUUACAUUACACCCAAAUUUGGUUCAACUAAUUCCAAGUUCAAGAUGUGACCAACAAUUAGAGUUAGCAUUAAUGACAUGCCUCAACUCGUAUCAGACAUUACUUCUUUUAAAUUUACACAUAAAUGAGAAUAAAUAA
This is a messenger RNA of Meloidogyne enterolobii, 654 nucleotides long. The record is from the annotation of a GenBank genome assembly. Lineage: Eukaryota; Metazoa; Nematoda; Chromadorea; Rhabditida; Meloidogynidae.